AUGGGGUUCAUGUCGUGGUGGGGCGCGUCCAACCACGGUCUGGACGACAUCGAGUGGCCCGCGGAGGAGCCCACGGUGACGCCCGCGGGGACGUACCAGAUUCGCGUGCGAAUCGUCGAGGCGAAAGAUCUCUCCGCCAUCUCCGCCUUCUCGCUGUGGCAGUCGAUCACGUCGCUGUCGUGGAAGACGCAGGUCGAGGCGACGAACGACCUCCCGAACGUCGUCGGCAAGGUGAAGCUCAAACGCGACGGGUUCCCGACGCAGCGACGACGCACGGUCGUGGAGAAGGAGACGUCGAAUCCGCUCUGGAAUCAGCUCUUCUACUUCGACGAGGUCGAGGUCGAAGAGGGCGAGCUCGCCGCGUUAUCGCUCACGCUCAAGUGCGUCGACCGCACGCGCAUCGGCCGCGACCUCGUCAUCGGGUCGUGCGACCUGAACCUCGAGGCGGUGUACGCGGAGGACGGGCACGAGUUGUGGUACGAGUGGCUGACGCUCACGGACAAGAAGGGCCGACGCAAGGGCGCGCAGGGCGCCAUGUGCGUGUGCGUGACCGUGCUGCACAGCGCGGACGACCCGAAGACGCACACGGAGCUGCACGACAGCGACGACGACGCGAAGGAAGAGCUGGACGGCGUCGCGGUGAGCGCGUAUCAGGCCAAGGACGAGGUUUUGGAGACGUGGAUCGUGAAGGCUUCUCUGUACUCUGGGAGAGACCUUCCGCGGAUGGAUCGGUUCGGCAAAGCCGGCAUCGACGCGUACUUUUCCAUGCAGUGCGGCUCGUCGAAGAUCGCGAGGAGUAAGACGAAGUCGUCGAGAUCCCCGGACUGGAACCAAGAGCUCAUCCUGCGUCUCGUCGUGCCCCCGGGGAAGGGCGGCAUAACGUCGCUGCCGCCGAUCAAGUUGUCUCUGAUGGAUCACGACGCCAUGAUGCGCGACGACCACAUCGCGACGACGCACGUGACGCUCCGCGAGCUGUGCACCAAGCCUGACGAGUACAAGCACCCGAAGUGGUACACCUUCUACGGCGGCCCGCGAGAGAUGGAGCUCGCGUACUUCACGAAGAUGUCGAAGCUCGCGAAGCGGAUGAACGCGGGAUACGUCGAAGGCAGCGCGUACCGCGGCCGCGCGCUGGUGGGGUUUCAGGUCAUGAAGGAGACGUGGUCGAACAAGGGCAUGCGUCCGAAGACUAACAUCCCGAGCGUCCUCGAAACCUUGGGAAGGGAGUGGCCGUGUUACCUGCACACGCAGAUAUACUCGAUCGAGCUCUCGCAGACGCGUCACGUCGGGAGGAACGUAUCGGUGAAGCUCACCAUGGGCCUGAACAGCGUGAAGACCCAGGGAGAGGAGCUCAAGUCCGAGGGGCGGGCGCUCGGAAAGAAGGAGUGCUACGCCAACUUCAACGUGCAGGUGAUCCCGAUGCGCGUGCCGCUGCCGACGCCGUUCGAUGGGCCCUUGCAAGGCCAGGGCGCGCCGGAUUUAUUCGUGGGCGUCUACGUGGGCUCCGGGAAGGGUAAAAAACGCAUCGGCUACUGCCGCGUGCCGUGUCGUCACCUCAUGCCGGUCCGAGAGACGUUCCAGCCGAUCAAAGAGCCGAAGACGGAGGAGACGUGGAAGCUCGAGGGUUGGUUUCAGCUUCACGCGGACGCGCUGGAGGACCACAAGACGGGGCGGUCGCGACGCGCGGAGCACGCCAAGCCGCUCGGUCAGAUUUUACUUCGCGUCAUGCUCCAGGGCUCGCCCGUGGACAAGCGAAACGCGAAGAUGAUGACCAAGUCCGAGCUCGAUCGCUUCAUGACCGCGUACGACGACGAGGACGAGGAGAAUCUCGCGGAGCAGAACCGAGAGACGGCGUCGCAGCGGCAAGCGCGAGAGUUCGAGGAGCGGUCGCACAGGCGGCACCAGAAGUUGUUGAAGGAGACGCCCAUGGAGGCGCGUUCCGUACGCUGA
Messenger RNA from Micromonas pusilla CCMP1545, 1947 nucleotides. RefSeq lists its product as uncharacterized. Gene Ontology annotation, biological process: plasma membrane organization. Bases 1 to 1947 code for a protein of 648 amino acids. The record is from RefSeq and is a predicted model, not a curated record. The transcript has a single exon. NCBI's taxonomy places the organism in Eukaryota, Viridiplantae, Chlorophyta, Mamiellophyceae, Mamiellales, Mamiellaceae.